UUAUAUAGGUAAUGACAGGUCGACACAUCGUUAACGGAAUGAAUAUAUUAUUGAUUAUUAUGUUUGUGAAUUUGGCCAUUUAGGAUUAGAAUACACCGUCUGGUUGAAGUUCUCACCGAUUGUCGAUUGAGUGUCACUUAUGGAACGACUGUACACCAUAUUUGUAAUUACAAACCGAUGCUUGUAGACUUGUUGCUUUUGAAAAACUUACGAGUUAACCAAUUAAAGAGUCGAGUGUAGUGAUUAUAUUAUAAACGCGCCACGGUGUCGGCGAAAUUGCCAUCAUAAUUGAUCGUCUCAUCACUCACUAGUUCGGAGCGAAAAUUAACGAAAACAAUUGUUAGUUAUAAUUUUAAAUACUAAAAGAGACCGCACUCCGUAUGGUAUUAGCUUGGAAACAACAUGUUGAGACGGAAACGAAUCGAAUAGGAUACCUAUAAUGUUUUAACAGAUUCCCAGCGUUCGUACGUAUAUUUUCUAAUUCUCAUGUUUUAGAAUCACACGUUCGAAUAUUCGAGUUGAACUUUCUGACGUUUAUCAAUGAAUUUUUAUCGUAAUUACUUAAAAGUUAAAAAAAUUGUUUUAAAAUUACAACGACAAUAGCAAUCCAUCACGUCGUAGUCUUUAUACCUAGUUACCUAUGUUCGACCUGUAAAUUGUAAUUAUGGUCUUGUUGUCGGGCCGAUGCGUCUACCCAUAAUACCGCGAAUAAAAAUGAUAAAAUACGUUUCGGUUCCGAUUAAAAGUUUCGAAUCUGUUCAGUUACUUGCGUAAACCUUCAAUACUUACCCGCAGGACUGUACACACGUACCUACAUAUCCAUCGGGCAUAGAUACGCGUUAGGUUAGGUACGCAAAGUCGGCGAGACUCGCGGGUGCGCGCUACUAUACUGCAGUAUACCAGCCAUGGCGACGACGACCGCGAUACGGGGCGGCGCGCUGAUGUGGCCGACCGCGUGUUUCUGGAACGUGUGCGGCGUGUUCACCGUGGACAUGACGUACAACCGGUUCGAACGGUGGUUCUCGGCGUGGGUGCUGGCGUCUGGCGUGAUGAACAUGGUCAUCACGCCGUGGAGCGUGUGCGUGCUGGACGGCUGGUGCGACGACCACUUGUCCACCACGUACCGGCGGCUGUACACCAGGCUGGUGGCGUUCACUUGUCUGGUGUCCCGGGCGACCAUCGUGUACAAGGCGUACAGACACUUGGCCGGUUUCAAGGGCCAGGAGUACGAGUACGAACGCCGCUGGCCCAUUUCUGGGUCGCACAGACAUCAGUACCGGCUUUACGCGUCGUACGUGGUUGUCGGGUACCUGGCCAUCGUCUUGCCCGUCAAUCUGUUGCGGCUGUACCUGCUGUACAGGUACGAGGAGUUUGGUGACUCGAAACUUCUACUAUUCUUCUUCAACAUGUACUCGCAGAACUGGAGCAUGUGCUGCAUGGAGACGCACUUUGCCAUCCUGUGCUUCGGCGUUUACCUAAAGUUCCGAGCCAUUAACGACGAGCUGUCGGCUGUCCGGUCGGACGUCAUGGUCAGCAACAGGUAUCCGAUGGCGCUCCGGUCGUCGUCGUCAACGGCAUCCGCGGUCACGUCCGUAUUGCAAGACCCGCGUGGCCGGCCGAUGGAGACGGCUGUCGAGGAACUCAGGGUCAGGCACAGGCUGACGCGCGAAUCGAUCGAACAGCUCAACAACAUGUUCGGCGGCCAACUGGCUCUGUCACUCAUCACCCUGUGCGUGAUGAUGCUGUUUGACAUCUACAACGAAGCUUUUCGCGUGGGAACCACGGUUUCUAGGUCGAAGUUCAUCUUCGGCUGGAUUCUCCAGUAUCUGUUCCGGUUUUUCGUGAUCGUUAUUACGGCACACAGCACGACCCAAGAGGGUUAUAAAACUAAAGUGCUUGUAACAGAAAUAAAUAAUCGGCAUUUAAACAACAGUACGAAACACGAGUUGCAAUUGUUUUUGAAACAAAUGAAUCACCAAUCUAUUGAUAUAACUGCGUGUGACUGUUUCACAUUAAACGGCCAUCUCAUCGCUUCGGCCAUUGCUGUCGGUACCACAUAUCUCUUCGUUUUAAUACAAUUUCACUCAGAAAUUAUGCAAUUUACGGAAACCCAAAAAUCGUAAAUAUUUUUAGAAAACGGAUUAGUAAGAUAAUAUUUCAUAUUUACGUUAGAGUUAGACACGUUCUUAAAUACAGUAGCGUAUUUAUGAGGGGGGAGGAUGCUGGAGGUUUCCACCCUCCCCCA
This is a messenger RNA of Rhopalosiphum padi (bird cherry-oat aphid), 2245 nucleotides long. RefSeq lists its product as uncharacterized. Gene Ontology annotation, cellular component: neuronal cell body; axon; dendrite. The transcript has 4 exons. The record is from RefSeq and is a predicted model, not a curated record. NCBI's taxonomy places the organism in Eukaryota, Metazoa, Arthropoda, Insecta, Hemiptera, Aphididae. The coding region runs from base 906 to 2123 and encodes 405 amino acids. Gene Ontology annotation, biological process: sensory perception of taste.